AGAGUGUGAAUAUAGCCAUUUCGCCGUGGCUUAGCGUGCUGUGAUUACACGAUACUUUGUUUCAGUAUUUUAUUGGAAAAUUUUACAGUUAACUUCUGUGAAAAUGCUUGCAGUUUUUCACAGUAUAAAUUCUGUCAUUUUUCCACUCUGCCUCAAGCUGACAAAUAAUGUGAUACAGCAACAACACAAUAUGCGGUAAUAAAAAACGAACGAGGCUUGGGCACGAGCGCUAUACGCCGAUCUUGGCGCCCAUUUUCAUUAGCGGGCUGCCAUCGCUCAAGCGCAAACGGAUUCAGGACACGCUUCCUCGUGCAUUCGUGACACACAUUGGGUGUGCUUCAAGGUUCUUUUCCUCCGUUACAUUUUUAAUGUUAGAAAUUCUUUGGUGCUCUUAUUGCAUGUAAAGUCUUUCUACUGUGCACGAAACAUCUUGGUGAGUAUGGAACGUCUACAAACGACUCUAAGAUGUCGAAGCGAGAGAAGCAAAGAAGAAGAAAACGACAUCCCAAACAGUAAAGUAGUUCUGAAGACAAUUGAAAACAUAAUCAAGGAAGUACUGCUCAGCUUGUCAAGAGGAGAGGCACCUCAGCUCCGUAUGCAUAAUAGGCUUCAAUGGGCCAAUAACAGGUUUCAUGAUUCCACCAUCCUCCAAAAGGCAGAGGACUGCUCUUUCAUCACAAUUAAAAGCAAUUCUUCUGCAUCUGUUACAAGAUUUGCUUUAAUUUUGAAGAUGCUAUCUGUAAUCUAUAAACUUGUUCAAAGCAAUACAUAUGCUACUAAAAGGGAUAUAUUCUACUGCAACAAGGGAUUGUUUGGAACUCAGAGAACAGUGGAUAAGAUUAUUGAUGAUAUCUGUUGUAUGCUACUGAUUCCACGCCUAAGUCUUCACGUGCUUGCAACCUCCAAAGGACUAAUUGCUGGGAAUUUAUGCUAUACAGAAGAAGAUGGAACCAGAGUUAAUUGUGCAUCAAAUUCAAUGGCAGUCCUGGUGCCAUCUAGUGUUCAAGGAAUUAAAUAUAUAUCCUCCUCUGCUCAAUAUUUACUGAUCGUGGAAAAGGAUGCUACUUUUCAGAGACUCUUGGAUGAUAACUUUCUUGGAGAAUCGGCUCACUGUAUUAUAAUUACAGGAAAAGGAUUUCCUGACCUAAACACUCGUCUGAUGGUUAGAAAACUUUGGGAAUUCCUACAGAUUCCAGUGUUUGCACUUGUUGAUGCAGACCCUUAUGGCAUUGAAAUUAUUUGUAUUUACAAGUAUGGAUCUAUGUCCAUGUCAUUUCAAGGUCAUCGUCUUACUGUUCCAUCUAUUAUGUGGUUGGGCCUUCUUCCAUCAGAUCUUGAAAGACUUAUCAUACCAAAAGAUGCCUUAAUCCCACUUACAAAGACCGAUUACAACAAACUUGCCAGUAUGCAGAAGAGCCCCUACAUUAUGAGCCAGCCACUUUGGCAAAGAGAGAUUGAUAUAAUAAGAAAUGGUAAGAUGAAGGCAGAAAUUCAGUCCCUGACAGCUUUAGCACCAGAUUAUCUUACCAGAGUCUAUCUUCCUAACAAACUACACUUUGGAGGAUGGAUUUGAUCUGCUGCCAUUACUUUUUGUGUACUAAGGUCAUAAAAUAAUUACAUUCUUAUUGUCUUAAAUUUUGCAACAGAAUUGUUAAUGAUGUUCAAAUAGAGAGCUUUUUGUUUUAAAUUAAAAUCGCUACAUUUUUGCAAUUAAUAAGAGCAGAAAAUUUUUUUAAUACCUUUAAAGUAAGCUAAGAACCCACCUGGGUUUCUUUAGUGUUAACAAAACUUUCAAAUACAGUAUAUUUUCUUUAUAUUCUGUACUGCAUAAUUUAAGAAUUCUAGGUUUAUUAGUGCUCCCCCAAGCUAGUUUUGAGAAACUGGUACAAAUGUAGUAAUUACUGUAUUGCUGACAGUGAUAAGACCACUAAAAGUGAAGAAAAUAAAUUUUUUUGACUGUUGUUCCUGCUGUACCACCCUUUUUUUCAUACAGCAAAAAUAUAAUGUUCAUGUUCCUCAACUGAAGUCUAUUUAAGUCUCAUUGAUACCUUGUCCAUUUCUAUUGCAAACAUAUUGUACUUUCAUGGACAGGUCCUUUACACCAAUGCUAACUUUAAAU
Molecule: messenger RNA, 2119 nt
Organism: Polypterus senegalus (gray bichir)
Lineage: Eukaryota; Metazoa; Chordata; Cladistia; Polypteriformes; Polypteridae
Gene: spo11
Product: SPO11 initiator of meiotic double stranded breaks
Exons: 13
Coding region: 440-1573 (377 amino acids)
Biological process (GO): reciprocal meiotic recombination; meiotic DNA double-strand break formation; meiotic DNA double-strand break processing
Cellular component (GO): nuclear chromosome
Molecular function (GO): DNA binding; DNA topoisomerase type II (double strand cut, ATP-hydrolyzing) activity; ATP binding
Source: RefSeq, a predicted model, not a curated record